AUGUUCAAUUCUGCAAACAAAGCUUCUGGAAUUAUUCAGCACUGCGGAACGUUCAACUAUUCAAACCACUCCGAUGCAGCAAUUGCUACUUACGCUGCACGAUCAACCGGGGAAGCACCAGCAGCACGAACGCUUGCUGCUGCAGUAGCAACCGCUGCCGGCUAUGCCACCUUCCCCAAGAAAGAUUUCGGAGCCUAUGGUGCUUCCCCGCUAUUGCCACCAGGAACAUCCACCCCUGGUGCAGCACCACGGCACGAGGCUUCGGCGGCCCUCGGAACGCCCUAUAGGGGCCUGCCAUUGACGCAGGUACCGCCACAGAACCCUCGACUGGUCAAUACCCAUAACAGCAGAAGGAGCAGCAGUAGCAUAUCUUGCUGCUGUUGCUGGGCCUACAAUGCGGCAAUAGAAGCACGGAACGCCCCUGCCGAGGUAUACAGGCAGCUCUGCGCGAACCGUGCAGCAAACGUGCAGCGUCUCGAGGCCCUUUGUCAUAUGCAGCAAAAAAGCAGCUGCCGAAGGGAUAGUAGCAGCAGCUGUAUAGUAGCAGCACAUCCUCGAGCACCAACUCCACGGGCGGUGCAGUGCUGCGCCGCUGCUGCAACAGCAGGCGAAUCCGUUGCGUGCCGUGUAUUUUUUCAACCACAGGCAACAGCAUCUGCAGGAGCAGCAUCAGCCGGCAGCCCGACGGCUGCGCCGGUUGGUGCAUUCUUCGCGCUAGAAUCCGACCAGCUUGCCGCUACGUGCCUGGCCCCAUUCGUCUUCACGCAAAGAUGUGCUUCCUCUGCGGCAGCAACAGCAUCUGCAGAAUCAGCAGCAGCCUCUUGUGGCGCGGAUAUAGUGGAAUGGAACCUCUUUGGGUGUCUUUUCUUCCCGGCACCAGGGGAGGGGACUUCCGCCUUACUCAUUGCAGUUGAUUCUGGACGGAGCCCCACUGCUACAGUGCAUGCGUUGCAGCCUCAGCAACGAGAGCCGCACCAGCAACAGCAGCCACGGAGUGCUGCAGCAAGCCGAGCAGGCCAAGAGUUACUGUUGCAACUGUUCCAUCUCUCAAGCCUUCGUGCACAACGCCUCGUAGCCGAAAUACCUUUGGGAGACCUUCCGGCGAUUACACAUUGUUGCUACCUCGCCAGAACGGUCCCUAAACAGUACCAGAAGCAGCAGGAACAGCGGCAGGAUUCUAUUCAGGAGACGAUUGUAGCUGCCUGGGAUGCCACUGCAAAACGCUUUAUAGUUGUCCAGCUGAGGCCUUCUCCCACACUGCCGAAGCAUGAGCCAUCUGCUGUUUCUGUGGAAGUCUCAAACACUUGUGCUGCACCUGUUAGUGCAUCACGAAGCGAAGGAGCAUCUCUGGACGGUCCUUCAGCAACAGCGGAAACAGCAGCAGCGGAGGCCGCCGCUACUACUGCAAGUGCGGGCCUUCCUUUAAGCAGCAAAUGGCGAUUUAUAUCAUUGGACGCCAUUAAUCGCAGCCGCCAAAGACAGCCGGUUAGGAUGCAGUUGGUACAACCCUUUUGUGUCGGAGCCGCACGCACUCAACAGCAGGGAUGCCAGCAGCGGGAGUGUGCGCAUUUGGUGGAGUUGCCAGCGCUGCUGGUCGGUUAUAGCGACGGGGCACUUUCGCUUUUGCAGCUUCCACAAAUGCAGGAAAUACAACUUUUGGGACGAACGAGUGUGUUAUGCAGGGGCUCCGCGUAUUUUUCGGAGUUUGUGGAUGGUCGAGGCCUUUGCCGCUGGGGGGAUAUGCUGCUGCUGCUGCAGAUCGAAUGUCACUGCUGCAGCAGCGGUGCCAGCAGUGACACGGGCAAAGACAAUGGCCUCAAGCUACACGUCUUCCUUUUAGCAGUAUGCGAUAUCCCUGAUCUGAUAGCAGAAGCUAGAGCAAAGGGGGCUUCAAAGACGACUGAUUUCGGUGCUCCUCAUGUGGAUGAUGCUGAGGCCGAGGCUGAGGAUUGCAUGGCAGUUCACAUCGGCUUUUCGCAUACAAGGAGGACCUCUUCAGCGGGUCUAGAGGCACCGGCUCCUGCCGGUGCCGGAGCAGCACCUGAAGAAGCCGGGCCGGAUAGUGUUGAGCCGUCAUACGAAUUGCAACAGCUGACGUUCAAUGGGGAGGAGUCCAUAGUAACCUUCCGGCAUCCCUCCUGCAUUUGCUUCUUGACCGUACACCGCAUUUUGCAGGGUCAUCAGCAGCAACGGCUGCACCAGGAAAAGCUUAGGUGUGGUGUUGCUGGCUUAUGUUUCCGAAAUAUUCGCACAGCGUCCACCAGGGCAGGGGCUUCAUUUAUCGUACCAUACCUUGAUGAGACCGGAUGCACCGCUGCAGAAACGACGUCAGCAUCAACAUCACCGGUGGUGGAAAGAGCUGCAACGGUGAGCUGCUUGCUCAAAUGGAGUACGUUCCCACCUAUGAGCCCUGCAGGUUUAAUAUCUGGCUGGUCUGAUGAAAUGGGUUCAAAGUGUUGGCAGGAAGGGCAGCAUGUACUGCAGCCUACAACAGGGGACAAAUUAGCCUGCCUAGCGUUCAAGACCCGCUUGGCGUGCUACACCCCCCAGCCAGUCAGAUGCGUUGCUUUAGACAAACACCCGAGCGGUCAACGAACCGGGUCUGCUUGGGUGCCCGUCUCUGGUAUCCCCUGCCCGGCUAGUGGGAAGAAAUGGGGAGAGGGAGGUUCAGCAAAUGGCGUUACAGCAAUUGCAUAUAGUGGGCCCAUUCCUUGUUGCUGCUAG
Messenger RNA from Cyclospora cayetanensis, 2724 nucleotides. RefSeq lists its product as uncharacterized. The coding region runs from base 1 to 2724 and encodes 907 amino acids. The record is from RefSeq and is a predicted model, not a curated record. The transcript is spliced from 6 exons. Lineage: Eukaryota; Apicomplexa; Conoidasida; Eucoccidiorida; Eimeriidae.